Thalassophryne amazonica is the source of this 3510-nucleotide messenger RNA. It is a transcript of the gene sema3d, whose product is annotated as sema domain, immunoglobulin domain (Ig), short basic domain, secreted, (semaphorin) 3D. Gene Ontology annotation, biological process: positive regulation of cell migration; negative regulation of axon extension involved in axon guidance; axon guidance. The transcript is spliced from 18 exons. Bases 250 to 2685 code for a protein of 811 amino acids. The record is from RefSeq and is a predicted model, not a curated record. Lineage: Eukaryota; Metazoa; Chordata; Actinopteri; Batrachoidiformes; Batrachoididae. Gene Ontology annotation, molecular function: semaphorin receptor binding; chemorepellent activity.
CUCAUCACAGAGUGCAGAGAGAGUUCAAGAGCGCCAGCGUGCGUUUAACUACAAUUAAGGGGAGUGGAAACAUGUUGGGGGAAGUAUCCAGUUCGUCACUUUUCUUCUAGACUGCCCAAGUGUUAGACUUGCUUUUUUUUUGGGUGACUUUUCUUUGUGUGUCUGGCAAUUAAAGAGAACUUGCUUACAGCAAGAGAAGAGAGCAGUGCACAGGGGUUAGGAGACAGGAGAGAGACUCCUCUACGCACCAUGAGGAAAGAAGACUUUGACAAUCAGAGGUUGGAUGAAGUUGGGCCUUUGUGCUGCAUGUCUGGUAGUAAUUAUGGAAGUAAAGGGAAGAGGAUUAAGGUGCUGUCCUACCCAUUGGGCACAUUGGUGGGAUUGGUGCUGUUGGUCAUCCUCCCGCUUGGAGAAACCAUAAAACAAAGUGUCCCUAGGGUCAUACUCAGCUACAGAGAUCUGUUACAAGCCAGCAGUGUAUCUGUGUUUUUGGGCCCGUCUGAUGGCCUUCAUUCUCACACUCUGCUCUUGGAUGAGGAAAGAGGUCAUCUUCUUCUCGGCACUAAGGAUCACGUCUACCUGCUUGACCCUGACAACCUGGCUAGAGGACCCAGAAAGAUUACCUGGCCUGCUUCCCGUGACAGAGUGGAAACGUGCAAACAUGCAGGCAAGGAUUUAAACUUGGAGUGUGGCAACUUUGUCAGAGUCCUUCACAACUACAACCGAACACACAUCUAUGCCUGCGGUACCGGAGCCUUCCACCCAAACUGCGCUUUCAUUGAAAUCACUGGGAACCGAGAGGAUGGAGUGUUCCAAAUUCUGCCUGGUACAGUGGAGUCUGGGAGGCUGAAAUGCCCUUUUGAUCCGUGGCAGCCGUUCACCUCAGUCCUCACAGACCAAUACCUGUAUGUGGGCACAGCUUCAGACUUCUUGGGUAAAGACAUGACCUUCACACGCUCCCUUGGCCCUCCUCCUGACCAGCACUACAUACGCACUGACAUCUCUGAAGACUACUGGAUCAAUGAGGCCAGGUUUAUAUAUGCUCAUCCCAUUGCAGACACCUACAAUCCAGAUGAUGAUAAGAUCUACUUUUUCUUCCGCGAGGUGUCGUGGGAAGGCAAAGACAAGAGCAUUGUGUCCCGUGUGGCUCGUGUUUGCAAGAAUGAUGAGGGUGGGCUGAGGAGUCUGACCAACAAAUGGACCACUUUCCUCAAGGCCAGGCUUGUGUGUUCGAUCCCUGGAUCGGACGGAGUAGACACGCACUUUGACGAGCUCCAGGACGUCUUUCUGCUUCCCAGCAGAGAUGACAAAAACCCUGUUGUGUACGCGGUCUUCACCACCUCCAGUGCCAUUUUUCGAGGGUCAGCGGUGUGCGUGUACAGCAUGGCAGACAUCAGAGCGGUCUUCAACGGGCCGUACGCCCACAAGGAGGGGCCCGACCACAAGUGGGUGGAAUACGAAGGACGUAUACCGUACCCUCGUCCAGGAACGUGUCCCAGCAAAACAUAUGAUCCAAGGAUCAAGACCACCAAAGAUUUUCCAGACGAGGUGGUCAGUUUUAUUCGUUUCCACCCUCUGAUGCACGGCUCUGUUUACCCUCUGACCGGCCGGCCUGUCUUCGUGCGUGCUCAAGUUGACUACACUGUGACACAGAUUGUGGUGGACAGAGUUUUAGCAGAGGAUGGACAAUAUGAGGUCAUGUUCCUGGGAACAGAUGUUGGCUCAAUUCUGAAGGUGGUGAGCAUCACGCAGGAGAACUGGCUGACUGAAGAAGUUGUGCUGGAAGAACUUCAAGUGUUCCAGGUUGCGACUCCCGUUCUCAGCAUGGAGAUGUCUUCCAAACAGCAAACGCUGUAUGUGGGUUCCAGCGAGGGACUUGCCCAAGUUUCUGUCAGUAGAUGUCACUUGUAUGGCCAAGCCUGUGCUGAGUGCUGCCUGGCACGAGACCCCUACUGUGCCUGGGAUGGACACACAUGCUCACGGUACAUCCCUGCAUCCAAGAGGCGAGCCAGGAGACAGGACAUCAAACAUGGUGACCCUUUCAGUCAGUGCUGGGAUACAGAAGAGAGUCUUGGUGGAGAGCGUGUGGAGGAGAGGAUUGUCUUUGGUGUGCAGAGCAAUGCCACCUUCCUCGAAUGUAUCCCUAAAUCCCAACAAGCGCGGAUCCACUGGUACAUGCAGAAACCUGGAUCCGAAAAAGGGAUGGAGAUCAGACCGGAUGAUCGCAUUAUCCACACAGAUCGAGGACUCCUUAUUCGCUCCCUACACGCCUCGGAUGCUGGAGUGUAUGUGUGUGUGGCUCAAGAACACACAGACUUUACUCACACACUCAUGCGUAUCACACUGCAGCUUGUUAAUAACGGGCAGCUGCUUGGAAGGCCAAAGCCCGGCGAGGACCCUACAGCUGAUUUACGCCGCAGUGCUGAGUCCCGCCAGCGCUAUAAAGACUACCUGAGAGUGAUGAGUUCUCCUUUCGGCUCUCUGGAGGAGUACUGUGACUCGCUGUGGUUGGAGAAGAGGCCCUCUAGAGUGCGAGCACGAGGCCAGGGAGGCGGCAAAUGGAAACACUUCCAGGAGAUGAAGAAGAGUCGGAACAGGAGGCACCAUCGAGAAAGAGAGGAGGAGAGAGAGAGAAUGGAGCGAGUGCUGGGAGAAAGAACUGCAGAGGUCAGAAGGAUGUGGUGAAUUUACAGCGUUUGCAGGCUGGAUGAUGGAGCAAAAGAACUGCUGAAGUUGCAAUGACAGAUCAGUCCACGAGCAAGUCAAAUCUGACUGUCCAACAAGUCAAUUUAAACUUUCAAAUAUGAAUUGUGUUGGAAAAUUGAAAUAUCUUGUCCAGAUCCGCUUUUUGUCAGUUUGCCGGGAUGAAGACAAAUGAUAUAUAGUGUGUUUACAGCAUUGCAUGCUUUUACAUCCCUUUCGCGUUGGAGCAAGAGAUUUCUUGCAGAUGUGCUACAUGAUGUGGUCUUUUCAAUAUGGGUUCACACCUACCCAAAACACACUAUAACCGCUGACAGCAAUGUAAAUGUUGAAGGUUUUGAGCCAUGGAAUGUCGACAUUUUGAAAGAAUUUUGCAAAAUAGGUGGGAAAUGGAAAAAGAACUUGUGGCCAUAGUUUAUGCACUCACACUAAAAAAUGCCCCCAUACUAUAAACAAAAGAAGACGAAGGAGAGCUCAUUAAAAAAGAUACAUAUAGUCUUUAGUGACUGUUGUCAGGUGACAAUUCCCAAUGUGUUUGAACUGUCAAAAAAGUUUGAGAAAAUGAGACAUCGGCAAUAAUCAAAUGUUCCCCCUCUAUGUAGAUAUUAAAGACUAUCUCAUAUGGAAAGACAAAACUUGCAUGGCAAGCAACACACAGGGUACACAAACUGAGAUCUGUCCAUUUCUAGUUAAAUUUUUUUAUAUAUAAAUGGUCUAAAUUCUGUAUGCCGGUGUCGCAGACCGAACGGUCCCCCCCCCUAAAAAUUGGUCUGGCCUGCCUUCACUGCACAUGCGUCAUUUUGGACCACA